CUUUACUUUGUCGCUACCUUUUUUUUUUUGGUUUCCAUUUUUGUCUCUUUCCUCCAAUUUUCUUUGCUCGACUUUAAUUGAUUAGUUUACUGACUCACUCUGCAUUUACUUCAAAUCAUACCCUUUUAGAAAUUUGAGAGACAUUCUCAUAUUCAGACAAAUUUUCUCUGACUUUUUGACUAAUUAAUUAAGCAAAAAGCAAGAAGUUAUUGUAUAUGGAGUGGGAAAAUCAGCAGCAGCAGCCACCGCAGACGGCGGAGGAUAUGAACGGCGCCGCCGUAGGAGGAGGAGGGAUGUUUGUAAAAGUAAUGACUGAUGAGCAAAUGGAAGUUCUACGUAAGCAAAUUGCAGUGUACGCUGUAAUUUGUGAACAGCUUGUUGAUUUGCACAAAUCCAUGGCUUCUCAACAUGAUCUUGCUGGAACUAGGCUGGGGAAUCUGUAUUGUGAUCCGCUGAUAACAUCAGCUGGACACAGAAUUAGUGGCAGACAACGUUGGACGCCAACGCCUGUGCAACUUCAGAUUCUUGAACGUAUUUUCGAUCAAGGCAAUGGAACACCAAGCAAACAAAAGAUUAAAGAUAUAACCUUUGAAUUGUCUCAGCAUGGACAAAUUUCUGAAACAAAUGUUUAUAAUUGGUUUCAAAAUAGACGUGCUCGAUCGAAAAGGAAACAGCAGGGUGGUGGUGCAAUGAACACCGUUGAAUCAGAGGUGGAGACAGAGGUCGAAUCGCCUAAUGAAAAGAAAACAAAGCCAGAGGAUUUGCAAUCUUCUCAUAUCCCAACUUCAAGAGCUGAAGAGGGUAGUUCAAAUCCAGCUGGAAGUUUUGAUCAAUUGUCCUUCUAUGCAAUGUCUAAUCCAAGUACUUUUGUCAGUCGGCGAUAUCUGGAGGUGUGAGAGGUUGACCAGGGCGGGUUUAAGAAGAAGUCGAGGUAGACCUAAGAAGUACCGGGGAGAGGUGAUUAGUCAAGACAUCGCGCGACUUCAGCUCACUAAGGACAUGAUCCUUUAUAGGAGGGUGUGGAGGUCGAGGAUUAGGGUAGACGGUUAGUAAGUAGUUGUGAGUUUCCUCCUUUCUUACCAGUAGUAGUAGUAGUAGUAGCGCGCUUGUACUUUCCUAUUUCUCAAAUCUAUAUUACAUCAUAUUGUUUAGUUUGUUUCAGUUAUCAUAUUCUCCUGUUGUUACUA
Molecule: messenger RNA, 1187 nt
Organism: Nicotiana attenuata
Lineage: Eukaryota; Viridiplantae; Streptophyta; Magnoliopsida; Solanales; Solanaceae
Product: WUSCHEL-related homeobox 13-like
Exons: 3
Coding region: 216-896 (226 amino acids)
Molecular function (GO): DNA binding; DNA-binding transcription factor activity
Source: RefSeq, a predicted model, not a curated record